AUGUCACGCCGUCAGAUCCCUCCGGCGCUGCGCGCCGCCCACCCCCCCUGCACGCCCGACUCUCUGCUGGAACCGACGACGGGCCGCCGUUUUAGGUCGCAGAUCGCCUGCAUGGACUUCUCUAACAACGACAUCCCACCGGACGCGCAGCCGUCAUCACCGCCGGGUGCGGCUGUCAACACAAGACCCCAAGCACCCGCUCCGGGUUUGGUCGGUCUAGCGCCGUCUGAUGUGUCGGUCGCCGACCCGAUCACGCAACAGGAUCAGCCGGCAUCCCCCCUUGUCCCGGCCUCAGCUCCGGCCGACCGGAACGACGCCGCGGCAGCCGGCCUCUACCAGUGCCCACACUGCCAGCGACGGUACUCUCGCCCUGCGUAUCUCGCACGACACAUCCGGACCUACACUUCCAGCAAGCGCUGUGCAUGCCCUAUAUGUUCCAAGGCGUUUGCCAGAACCGAUCUGCUGAAGCGCCACGUUGCCAGGCACGCAGGCGGCGGCCAAAACCACGCUAGCAAGCGAAAACACGGCAGCAAGCGAAACCACCACGCGGGACCUUCACCCGGCCCUCGUCGUGUGUCUUACGCUUGCCGGCAAUGCGCUGCUGCCCGUGUCAAGUGCGACGAGGUCAAACCGUGCACCCGCUGUUGUAGCCGCAACAUCGAUUGUGAACCCUCCUCGAGCCGUCAUUCUUCCACAGCCGCCAUGCACCUGCCCCUCCCCGGGAAGAUCGCUAACGCCAGCGGCAGCGAGACGAAACCGUCCAUCGGCUGUUCGACGGUACCUUCGCCCCUCCAUACCCACAACAACAACUCCUCUUACGCCGCGCAUCAGGAGCUUGCCCCACCGCAGCAGCCCGCGUGUCUGCCAACGGCCGCAAGUGGCCUGGAGACUCUACGAGAGCGCGCCGAGGCCGAGAACGGGCGCCCAGCGACGUUAACAACAUGGCGCGCGGGAUUAGUACCGGAUCCCGCGCACGUCAUCCACGAGAUAAGCGCGUACAGGUGGUUUGCCACCACAAGCCCCAUCUCCACCACCACGGGAAGAGGCGUCUAUGAGCCGGAAACGGGCUCUGUGACGGGACCAGAGCCAGGAAGUCAGCCUGUGUUGGAUUUUUACGCCGGCUCAAGCUUGGGGCUGUACGUGGUGAGCUCCGGGCCAUUCGAGCCGUUCGAGCCAUUCGCGCCACUCGAGCCACCCGGGCCAAUUGAGCCAUUCGAGCUAUUCAAGCAACCAAGCCUGGGCGGUACGAACACGGCCGACAGCCGACGUUGGCCUUGGCCUGCGGACAACGCCGUCGAGACGAUCCAGCACGCAACGGGUAGUCGUCGAGGCCCAUGA
Colletotrichum aenigma is the source of this 1338-nucleotide messenger RNA. RefSeq names its product Zinc finger protein 444. The record is from RefSeq and is a predicted model, not a curated record. Gene Ontology annotation, molecular function: zinc ion binding; DNA-binding transcription factor activity, RNA polymerase II-specific. The coding region runs from base 1 to 1338 and encodes 445 amino acids. Gene Ontology annotation, biological process: regulation of DNA-templated transcription. Lineage: Eukaryota; Fungi; Ascomycota; Sordariomycetes; Glomerellales; Glomerellaceae. The transcript has a single exon.